Molecule: messenger RNA, 480 nt
Organism: Procambarus clarkii (red swamp crayfish)
Lineage: Eukaryota; Metazoa; Arthropoda; Malacostraca; Decapoda; Cambaridae
Source: RefSeq, a predicted model, not a curated record
AUGGCGGUAUUUUCCCAUAACCUUGAGUCUCUACCUCAAAGCUACACCAACACAACCUUGACCAAGAACGUGGAGGCCGGAGUGAUCGCCCUUCAGCGCUGUGACUCAAGCCCUGGCACCCCCGAGGCCCUCACCCCCGAGGCCCUCACCCCCGAGGCCCUCACCCCCGAGGCCCUCACCCCCGAGGCCCUCACCCCCGAGGCCCUCACCCCCGAGGCCCUCACCCCCGAGGCCCUCACCCCCGAGGCCCUCACUCCCGAGGCCCUCACCCCCGAGGCCCUCACUCCCGAGGCCCUCACCCCCGAGGCCCUCACCCCCGAGGCCCUCACCCCCGAGGCCCUCACUCCCGAGGCCCUCACCCCCGAGGCCCUCACCCCCGAGGCCCUCACCCCCGAGGCCCUCACCCCCGAGGCCCUCACUCCCGAGGCCCUCACCCCCGAGGCCCUCACCCCCGAGGCCCUCAUGAUGGUGAGGAGAUGA